GAGCAAGGGCAGGGAUCGAACCCGUAACCUCAUUGUUCCUAGUCGGAUUCGUUAACCACUGCGCCACAACGGGAACUCCGAAGAGGAAUUUUUGAGAAGUGCAUCUCCACCGGGGGAGGUGAAGGGUCUCAAGAACUUUAAUAUUCUCCAUCUGCUGGGGAAGGAGGAGCUGGGGAACUAGGGGACAAAUAAGAUGACCUCCCUUGGAGAGCUUCCCAAAGUCCUUCCAUCUCUCCUAUUGCAAGGUUACCCACUCCCUCUGCCCUCCAUGGAGCCCAGCUAUCCCCUUGGCCUUACACAAAAUUUCUUUUGAGUAUUGAGAGGAACCCAUUUUAACCUUCUCAUCAACCUUCUCUCUCCCCCUCCCCAUUUGCUUCUCCUUGGGGAUGUCAGUUCCUGUUCUGGGCCCGCCCCCAUCCAGACCCUUUUUCCGGUGAUGUGUGCCAGCCGGUCCUGCAUCCCACAUCCCCAGCUGUUGACAUUUCGCUGCCAUUACCCAGAGGAUAAAGAAAGGGCCCCUGUUAUUCAACAAUAGGGAAAAAGAAGGAGACAAUGGGAAAUUGUGCUUCCGACGGGGUGGGGACAGAGAAGCAAAGGACAGCCAGACGACAGACAGGGGAGCUGGACAGAAGGGGUCAGGUUUCUUGAAGCAGCUGGAAGUCCUGGAAGUCUGGUUCCCACCUGGAGAGUCUCUUCCCAUAGGAGAUGCGCACCCAGGCACCGGAGGGCGGAGCGCAUCUGGAAGAAUCAAGGCAGCUGAUUCUCUGCAACAUUCCAGGACAGAAAGCUGCCAGUCACCACUCCCCCCAUCCCUGUGAAGAGACUCACUUCUAACAGACCCUGCUGGGCAGAAUCCCCACCAUGCAAGGCAGGCUCAGUCUCCCCACGCUCUGCCACUUCCUUCUCCCUUGGGCCUUCACCACCCUCCACAGAACCCUGGGGGACCCAGCAUCCCACCCUGGCCCCCACUACCUCCUGCCUCCCAUCCACGAGGUCAUUCACUCUCGUCGUGGGGCCACGACCACGCUGCCCUGCGUCCUGGGCGCCCCGCCUCCCAGCUACAAGGUCCGCUGGAGCAAAGUGGAGCCGGGGGAACUCCGGGAGACGCCGAUCCUCAUCACCAACGGACUGCAAGCCCGCGGCUACGGGCCCCUGGGGGGGCGUGCCCGGAUGCGAAGAGGGCACCGGCUGGACGCCUCCCUGGUAAUCGCGGGCGUGCGCCUGGAGGACGAGGGCCGGUACCGCUGUGAGCUCAUCAAUGGCAUCGAGGACGAGAGUGUGGCUCUGACCUUGCGCCUGGAGGGUGUGGUGUUUCCAUACCAGCCCAGCCGGGGCCGGUACCAGUUCAAUUACUACGAGGCCAAGCAGGCGUGUGAGGAGCAGGACGGACGCCUGGCAACCUACUCCCAGCUGUACCAGGCGUGGACCGAGGGUCUGGACUGGUGUAACGCGGGCUGGCUGCUCGAGGGCUCCGUGCGCUACCCAGUGCUCACGGCGCGCGCUCCGUGCGGUGGCCGAGGUCGGCCCGGCAUCCGCAGCUACGGGCCCCGCGACCGGAAGCGCGACCGCUACGACGCCUUCUGCUUCACCUCGGCGCUGACAGGCCACGUGUUCUUCGUGCCGGGGCGGCUGACGCUGUCUGAAGCCCAUGCUGCGUGCCGGCGGCGCGGGGCCACCGUGGCCAAGGUCGGGCACCUCUAUGCUGCCUGGAAGUUCUCUGGGCUGGACCAGUGCGACGGCGGCUGGCUGGCUGACGGCAGCGUGCGCUUCCCCAUCACCACGCCGCGGCCGCGCUGCGGGGGCCUUCCGGAUCCCGGAGUGCGCAGCUUUGGCUUCCCCAGACCCCAGCAGGCGGCCUAUGGGACCUACUGCUACUCCGAAUAGGGGUUCACCGCACCCCCUCCAGCGUGCUCCACAAAGCCUGGGAAUCGUGCCAGGGGUCUCUUGUCGCCCCUUCCCCGAGAGCAUCCCCUUCCACCAGACGAAAAGCAACCCCUCUUGACCCGCCUUCCCGGGCUAGGGCUGCAGGCUACGGAUCCCGGCUGGCCGGGGCGUCAGAGAGAGGAGUUGGUGGCGCCCCCGGUGGCGGUGCACGGCUAUUACCCUAGGACCUGAGGCGGUUCGCGUGCCUCAGCCAACCGUGCAGCCCACGCUAGGUGGCGGAAGGAGAGUCGGGGGGGGGGGGCAUUAACUGAUUCUGUAUACAGUAAUAAAAUAACUUGAGGAC
Sus scrofa (pig) is the source of this 2227-nucleotide messenger RNA. RefSeq names its product hyaluronan and proteoglycan link protein 2 (gene HAPLN2). Gene Ontology annotation, molecular function: hyaluronic acid binding. Gene Ontology annotation, cellular component: perineuronal net; synapse. Lineage: Eukaryota; Metazoa; Chordata; Mammalia; Artiodactyla; Suidae. Gene Ontology annotation, biological process: central nervous system development; skeletal system development; cell adhesion. The record is from RefSeq and is a predicted model, not a curated record.